Molecule: messenger RNA, 796 nt
Organism: Paramecium pentaurelia
Lineage: Eukaryota; Ciliophora; Oligohymenophorea; Peniculida; Parameciidae
Source: the annotation of a GenBank genome assembly
AAUGUCAGAUGAAAAUGCAAUUGAUUUAGUAAUGAAAAAUUUGGAUCAACAAGGAUAAUUGACUAAAGUGAAGGCAUAAAUAAAAGCAUCUGUGUUUAAAAUACUUGAUUAAUCAAAAGGUAAAAAGUCAGGAGCAUCUAACUUUUUUUGGGAAAAUGAAAAAGCCAAAGCAAUUCAAAAGGAUAAUGAAUUAUUAUUGUUAUUGGAAGUAGUCAAAGAAUUUUUAUAAUUCUUUGAUUUUGAAUUUACACUUUCUGUAUUAUAAAGUGAGAGUAAUCAUAUUCCUUUUAUUGAACGUGAUUAGUUGAUAAAAAAAAUUGGAUUAAAAUAAAGUGAUUUGAACGUUAACCAACCUAUUUUAUAACAUAUAUAUCAAAAAUACAAUCCAAAAGGGACAAAAUAAGGAAGUUAAUAAAAUACGAGUUAAUAAGAAUAAGUUUCUAUUAAGAAGUAAGAAAAAUAAGAACCCGUUAAACCUGGUAGCAAGACAAAUUAAUAAGCAAGUGUAACUAAAAAUUAACCUAUAACAAAAACAAUUGGGAAAGUGGAAAGUACAAAGUUGAGUAAUGUAAAAUCAUAAUCAAAUGAUUUUUAAUUUGAAGAGAUUGAAGAGGAUUUAGAUGAUGUAUAAGAUUUAGAGGUUCCAAGUACGAUUAAGAAAAAUGAGAAAUAAAAUAAUUUAAUGUUAACAUCAAGUGAAGAAUAAUUAGCAAGUAUGAGUUAAGGAUUAGAUAUCACAGUAGAUUCAAAUGAAAUAGAUUAAUAUGAUCAUGUUGUUGAUAUAAAAUGGAAAUGA